Sebastes umbrosus (honeycomb rockfish) is the source of this 2319-nucleotide messenger RNA. Its product is annotated as tyrosine kinase receptor Cad96Ca. Gene Ontology annotation, biological process: multicellular organism development; protein phosphorylation; cell surface receptor protein tyrosine kinase signaling pathway. Gene Ontology annotation, cellular component: signaling receptor complex. The record is from RefSeq and is a predicted model, not a curated record. Bases 266 to 1570 code for a protein of 434 amino acids. NCBI's taxonomy places the organism in Eukaryota, Metazoa, Chordata, Actinopteri, Perciformes, Sebastidae. The transcript is spliced from 13 exons. Gene Ontology annotation, molecular function: transmembrane receptor protein tyrosine kinase activity; ATP binding.
UUCCUCUGCUUAUGUUGUGGUUGACACACGAUGAGAGCUCUUUCUGGUGACAUUACAGACAGGCUCGAGGUUAACACAACCCAUUGUUGAAUUCUUGAAGGGUUAUAGCAUUUCUAGGUAACUCCAAACAGAAUAACGGUUCCAGCCGGCUUCUGAUCAGCAUCAGUCAGUCAUCAAACUCAGAAAACACAGCUUCAGGUUUGACAGGAUGCUCUUCCACCAAACACUGAGGUGAUGUUCUUUUAUCAAACUGCCCGAAGACACAAUGAGUAAUAAUUCCACCUCGUGUUCAGGUCGGCCCCCGGACCUACUUGUCUCCGUCCUCAUAGGGGCCCUGACCUUCACCGUCGUGGUGGUCACACUGCUGGGGGUCGUAUGUCUCAGAAAAUAUCGUUCUUUGGUCCAGACCAUUCGGCAGCUGAAGGGUAGCAGGUUGUUGCUGGAUGCUGUUCCUCGGCUGGAAGCUCACAUCGUGCCUGGGAGGCCGGUGCCAGCGAUGGUGAGGGAGGAGGAGGAAGAGGAGGACCUUCCUCCCCAGAUUCCCCUGCAGCAGAUGAGCACAGUCAGGUCCCCCCCCCGGAGGCUGUGGAAAGGCCUGCAGCAGGGUCCUCAUGUUACCAAGUCAGACCUGAACCUGCUGCAGCUGAUCAAAGCAGGGAAGGAGGGCGUCUUCUACCAGGCCAGGAUGACCAGAGGGACGUGUAAAGGCCACAGCAUGUUCACCUGCAAGAUCAGCAAGGAAGGUGUCCGUCCUAAGCAUGUGGACACAGAGGUUUCCAUCAUGAGGAAGCUGGUGCACCACAAGAACAUCCUCCAGUUGCUGGACUGGAACACCACUGAAGAGCCUUACAUUCUCAUCAUGGAACACGUGAGCUCCGGCACUCUGAGGAGCUUCCUGCAGGCCAACAGAGCCCACCUGAGUACAGACCCUGAGCUGCAGAGCCUCCUCACCAUCGCCUCCUACCACAUUGCUCUGGCCUUGCAGCACCUGCGCUGCAAAAUGAUUGUGCACUGUGACUUAGCUCUGAGGAACAUCAUGGUCAAUAAGUUCCCCUGGGAGGUGAAAGUAGCGGAGUUUGGCCUGGCCCGAGACUUAACACGCAUGACGAGCCGCCGCAGCAGCCGCUGGAGAAACCCACGGCAGCGUGUGCCGCUGCGCUGGUACCCACCCGAGUACUUCAAGAACAACUAUUACAGCUUUAAGGGAGACGUGUGGGCAUUUGGCGUCGUGCUGUGGGAGAUGCAGACAUUUGGUACACUGCCGUACCCACACCUUGAGACAUCAGAGGCAGUGGUGUACCACAUCUGUAUUGGUCAUAAGAACACAAACCCUGAAGGCUGCAGACCAGAGAUACUUCAUAUCAUGCGAGACUGUUGGCUGGAGCCGUACACUCUGAGACCCUCAUUCACAGACAUUGUCCGCAUGCUGGAGAACAUCAUGGAAAACGAUGCGGAUUAUGUGGAUGUUGAGAGUCCUCAGCAUUUGGUGAAAGAUGAGGAUGGUCAAUAUCAUGAAGCUAAAUGUCUACAGGCAGCCAGCGUCACCUUGGAAGAUACAAAUCACAUCUAAAUACCAAGGCAAGCGAUAGGGCAGAACGGUUUAAAACAAUAAUCUGCAUGUCUAUGGGUCCUGUGUGUGUGUGUGUGUGUGUGUGUGUGUGUGCGUGUGUGUGUGUGUGUGUGUGUGUUUGUGUGUGUGUGUGUGUGUGUGUGCAAAAUUACAAGGAGUGAAAAAAUCUAAUUCCUCCCUGGGGAUCAAUAAAGUAGUUCUUCUUUUUAUAUAUUUUUUUAUCUUAAAUUUAUCUGCUUGCCUUUCAAGUGCUGUCUGAAAUAUAGCAGCUGCAAGAUGAUCUCACAUAAACAACUCAACAGAGAGCAGGGUAAACAUAAUGUAUAUGUUCUUGUUUAGCACUGUAAAAUAUUUGUCAUGUUUUAUGUUUUUUGUUUCUACUUUAACUUUGUUAUCCAUCCUAUUGAUAACUCAAUGAAAAUGAAAAUUUUCUACGUUAUGUGUACGGAGGACAGAACCUACCAAAAUAAAAAAAUAUAUAUAAAUAAAUGACUUGAUAAAUAAAUAAAUAUGCCAUUAAAUGAAUUCAGCAUAAUAUAAAAAAUAAAUUUAUAUAUAAAUAAAUAAUAAAUAAUACGUAGGCUCAUAUAUUUUGUGGCUGGCUUUAAUCCUGACGUUCAAAAGGCCUUGAAAGUCCUCCAAGCUUCAUGAAUCAGAAAGAACUGAAUUUGCUGAAAUACGUUUGUAUGUUUUGCGGGUGUCUACAGUCCUUUUUAUCACAAAUAAUGUAAUAAAAAUAAAUAAAAUCA